AUGCCCGUCACCGAGCUUUGUCUCCUCCGACUCAAAGAAGGCAAAGAAUGGACAUCGUCGGAAGUACUCGAUGGCCUGCGCAAGGCCAAGACGGUCUUGGAAAGGGUCACUGGCUCCGCAUUUCACUUUCUUCGUUGUGAAGAACAGCCAGAUACCUGUUAUAUGCACGGCGGCUGGGAAACAAUCGACGACCAUUGGAAGUUCGUGCCCAGCGAAGCGAACAAGGAAUUGCAAGCAGCAAUCAAGGACAUCGCCAUACCGGAAUGGGCAUUCCACAUUGAUAUCGACCAAGCCAAGACCCCUCUUCCAGCGCAGUCAAAGGUUAUCGCCCUCGGACGCUGGUAUCCUAAAGAAGGAAAGAUCGAUGAGCUCGAAAUGUUGUUUACUUCUGUGACUCCGACACUGGCGGCGGGGGUGGGAGGGGAGGACAAAAUUACGCGCGGCCGGAGGUUGGACAAAGGAUUCGACCCAUCAAUUGAGGGAGAGCCAAAGCCGGAGUACGUCGUGAUGACAGGCUGGGAGAGCGUCCAAGCUCACCAGGAUUUUGCGAAGAGGUUUGGAGAGUCCGAAACCGCGUCUCGGAUUCAAAGCCUGGUCAAUGGCGCGGACUUCUUCCACGCUACUGUGCUGGUAUAG
This is a messenger RNA of Fonsecaea multimorphosa CBS 102226, 636 nucleotides long. RefSeq lists its product as uncharacterized. The transcript has a single exon. The record is from RefSeq and is a predicted model, not a curated record. The coding region runs from base 1 to 636 and encodes 211 amino acids. NCBI's taxonomy places the organism in Eukaryota, Fungi, Ascomycota, Eurotiomycetes, Chaetothyriales, Herpotrichiellaceae.